Messenger RNA from Yamadazyma tenuis ATCC 10573, 588 nucleotides. It is a transcript of the gene MAD2, whose product is annotated as spindle checkpoint protein. Gene Ontology annotation, cellular component: kinetochore; nucleoplasm; cytoplasm. NCBI's taxonomy places the organism in Eukaryota, Fungi, Ascomycota, Pichiomycetes, Serinales, Debaryomycetaceae. The record is from RefSeq and is a predicted model, not a curated record. Gene Ontology annotation, biological process: mitotic spindle assembly checkpoint signaling.
AUGGCAGACUCGAAAUUGGCAUUGAAAGGGUCGAGCAAGAUUGUGUGUGACUACUUCGAGUUCUCCAUCAACAACAUCCUUUUCCAACGAGGAAUCUACCCAGCUGAUGACUUUCAGACUGUUAAGAAGUACGAUUUACCCUUGCUAGUCACCAUCGAUGAGGAUAUCAAGAACUACAUUAACCAGUUCUUAUCACAGAUUAAGCGGUGGGUAUACGGCACUAAGUUACAGAAGUUGAUUUUGGUGAUAAUAGACAAACAGACGGCUGAGCCGGUUGAACGGUGGGAGUUCAAUUUAGAGGUGGUGGAAGGAGAUAACCAAUCGGAGAAAUCUCGAGACGCAAUAAAGAAAGAAAUCCAGGCCAUUAUACGACAGAUCACUAGCUCGGCUACUUAUUUACCAGUGUUGGAUGGAGAGUUCACCUUCAACAUAUUGGUUUACACCGAACAAGAUGUGAAUAACAUUCCCAGCGAAUGGUGCGAUACUCAAGAUGAAAAGUUGGGGGACCAAUUCGAGUCUGUGGAUUUCAGUACGUUCAAGACCAGCCUUCAUUCGAUUGGCACCAAGGUUAGUUACAAGAUCGAUUAG